AUGUGUGCCAAAAAUUCUGGAAAUGAAACACUAGUUGUUUUCGCAAUGAAAAAUAACUUCGAACAUACACAGCAGCUAAAAAAUAUAGCACAAGGUGAUACAAACAGUCAAAUAAAUAAAGCUUUGCAGCUGGCUCAUCAAUCAAAUUACCGGAAGGCUUUAAAUCUACUCAAAACUUUACUGAAAAAACGAGAAGAAAUUUUAGGUGAGGACAAUCCUGGAACUUUCGACAUUCAGAGCUAUAUAACUGAUGUGUUGUUUGAGCAAGGAGCUUAUCCAGAAAAUUUAGAUAUACUUAAAAAAAUGCUCAAGAAACAAACUGCAAUACUAAGUUCAAAGCAUAACGACACUUUAACAACAAAAAAUUCCCUUGCUGCUGUAUUAGGUAGUUUAGGACAUUCGGAAGAGUCUUUGAAAGUUCAUCGGGAAGUUCUUCAGACUCGAAAAGACAUUUUAGAUUCAAACCAUCCUGAUAUUUUAUAUACCGAGUUUCAAAUGGCGUUACUAUUAAGCGAACGUGGAAGUCAUGAAGAAGCAUUAGUUAUUAAUCGCAAAAUGUAUGAAAACAGGCUGAGAACUUCAGGCCCAAAUGACCAACAUACUCUUCGUGCUCAAAAUAAUAUUGCUAUGGUUUUGAGAAAGCAAGGCAAGUAUGAUGAAGCACUAAGAAUGUAUGAAGAAGUGCUUGAAAGGAAGAAAAUCUGUUUCGGCUUCAAGCAUUUCGAAACAUUAAUAACAUUACGGGGAAUUGCUCUUGUCCUUCAAAACCAGGGAAAAGAACAAUUAGCUCUAGAGACUUUGCGCAAAAUAUUGGACAUACAAAAAACUGAUCUCGGUCCAAUUCACCCACAAACUUUGACUACGGAGCAUAAUAUAGCGAACCUCUUCUAUUCUCAGUAUAAAUACACCAGUGCAUUGGAAUCAUAUGAAAGAUUUCUUAAUCAGAAAAAAAUUGUUUUUGGAGAUUACCAUCCUCUUGUUCAAGAAUCUUUAGAUAAAAUAGAAUUCAUUAAGCAGAACUUUAAAAAUCGAUCAAAUUUCAAUAUUGAAACCUAUUUUCGCAAUCAGAAGGAGAUUAAUGUAGCGGCCAGCAACGGUGACACAAAAAAAGUUCAAUUUUUACUUGACAACGGAAGCAGUGCAAAUGUGAAAGAUAUUGAUGGCAAAACACCGUUACAUUUUGCUGUGAGCAAUGGACACGCAAGCGUUGUUGAAAUCUUACUGGAUAACGGUGCAGAUGUUAGCGAAGUUACUAAUGAAGGGAAUACACCUUUGCACUUAGCAGUUUCUGAAAAUCUUCACACAAUUGUUAACAUUUUGUUGCAAAACAUGAAUAAUCGCGAACGAAUUAAAUUCCUGAACAUGCAAACCUUUAAAGAAAGUAUGACAGCACUUCACAUAGCUGCCCGAAAUGGUAACCAAGCAAUAGCCAAGACGUUACUUGCACAUGGUGCUACUUAUAACGAUAAAAACUCUGAUGGGAAGACACCAUUAAAUCUUUCGGAAAAUGAAGAUGUAUCGAAGCUGUUAGAAUUACUUGAUGAAUUAUUUCAAGAUGCAGAAACUAAUAAUUUGGGGAUUUUCAGCAAACUAAAAGGCUUAGACGAUUUUGCAGUAAUGACAAAUGCUCGUAAUAGUCUUGAGAAUACAUUGUUGCAAGUUGCGAUUGUUAACAAAAGUAGAAACGUCUCUGAUAAAUUGUUGCAAAUGUUGCGAAAUGUAGAAUGA
Uloborus diversus is the source of this 1728-nucleotide messenger RNA. Its product is annotated as kinesin light chain-like. The record is from RefSeq and is a predicted model, not a curated record. Lineage: Eukaryota; Metazoa; Arthropoda; Arachnida; Araneae; Uloboridae. Gene Ontology annotation, molecular function: protein binding. The coding region runs from base 1 to 1728 and encodes 575 amino acids. The transcript has a single exon.